UUCUAUCGGCGCAUGCGCUCUCCGGCGUACCUGCUGUGCACGCUGCUGGGGAGGCGCCGGCUGGAAGGACCGUACCUGCCGCACUUGGGCCCGUCUUCGGGGACUCUGGGACUAGAUGAGAAAACGGAGACAGACCUGCUAAGGUGAAGGGCCCGGACUUCCAUAACAAAAAUGUCUAAUGCAAGAGAAAAGAAACAUGCCAAGAAAAUGAGAAAUCAACCAGCCAACGUGACCUUAUCUUCAGGUUUUACUGCUGUUGAUGAGAGAGGAACAAAGCAUCAUAAUGGAAAUGAAAAGUCUUUCCAAUAUCAAAAACAAGAGUCCUGUUCUGGAACUCCCCAGCAUCAGCAGCCAAAACUGACACAUGUACCUUCCGAAUCUUGUGCAAAUGAACAGCCUUCCAAGGGUCAGUGCAAAGGAGAGAAGGGCAAAGGACAAGCAGGAUGGAGAGGAGGGCACCAAGGGGCUGCUCGGGAAAUCCCUAAAUAUAUAACUGCAUCUACUUUUGCACAAGCCCGAGCUGCUGAAAUUAAUGCCAUGUUGAAGGCAGUGACACAGAAAUCAUCUAAUUCACUAGUGUUUCAAACACUUCCCCGACAUAUGAGAAGAAGGGCUAUGAGCCAUAAUGUGAAACGCCUUCCCAGAAGACUUCGAGAGAUUGCUCAGAAAGAGGCAGAGAAAACAGAGCAUCACAAGAAGGAGUAUUCAAAAAACAAGUGUCGCAAGGCUCGGAGAUGUCAUUUAAACCUGCUCUUGGAAUUUAAUCGGCGACAAAAAAAAAAUGUGUGGUUAGAAACUCAUAUAUGGCAUGCCAAAAGAUUCCACAUGGUGAAGAAAUGGGGAUAUUGCUUAGGGGAGAGUCCCACCAUUAAGAGCUACAGAGCUUCCUACAGAGCAAUGACAAAGCAUUGCCUCCUUCAGGAUUUAUCAUAUUACUGUUGUCUGGAGUUAAAUGGCAAAGAAGAAGAAAUACUAAAGGCACUGUCUCGAAUGUGUAGCAUCGAUACAGGACUAACUUUUGCAGCAGUUCAUUGUCUGUCUGGAAAACGGCAAGGCUCUUUAGUCCUUUAUCGGGCUGAUAAAUACCCUGAAGAAAUGCUUGGUCCCAUUACAUUUAUUUGGAAACCUGAAGAUGGCACUAGUACUACUCCUAUAAACAGAAAAUUGUGGUUAUGGACACAUCCAACUCUCAAACAGGACAUAUUAACUGAACUAAAAAUAGUAUGUCAGUGUGUGCAACCUCCAGAAGCAACUGCCUUUAUCCCUGAGGUGGCUUUGACAUCACAUGAAGAGAAAAUCCACAUUAAGCAGACUGAGAAUUGCAAGAAAAGGAAGAGGGAUGAUGAAGAAAAAAAUACCAAUCCAGUGAAAAAAAUUGUGGGUGAUGGAACCAGAAAUCCAUUUCAACCAUAUUCUUGGACAUCCUCAGCUACUGGCAUUGUAGUGAGUGAUUUGACCAUGGAAAUGAACAGAUACCGGCUGAUUGGUCCCCUAUCUCACAGUAUUCUUACUGAGGCACUGAAAACCGCUUCUGUCUAUACUGAGGUAGAAGAUGCAGAAACAGUACUUCAUAGUUGGUGGGUUGAAACCUGUAAGAAACCUGAUAGUGUAUCUGUCCAUCAUCGUCAAGAAGCCAUUUUUGAAUUGUUGGGAGGAAUAGCAUCUCCAGCAGAAAUUCCAGCAGGUACUAUCCUGGGGUUGACGGUUGGAGAUCCUCGAAUAAAUUUACCUCAGAAGAAGUCCAAGGCUUUGCUCAAUAUAGAAAAAUUCCAAGAUAAUGAAAAAGUUAGACAACUGCGCCUAGAAGGUGUGCCUGUGGAGUGUGCUCAUAGUUUUAUCUGGGACCAGGAUAUAUGUAAGAGUGUCACAGAGAAUAAAAUCUCAGAAAAGGAAUUAAACCAGAUGAGAAGUGAAUUGAUGGUGCCAGGGUCACAGCUUAAUUUAGGCCACCGUGAAUCCAAGAUACCCAUACUAUUGAUUCAACAACCAGGGAAAGUAACUGGUGAAGAUCGAUUAGGAUGGGGAAGUGGCUGGGAUAUCUUACUUCCUAAAGGAUGGGGAAUGGCUUUCUGGAUUCCCUUUAUCUAUCGUGGUGCAAGAGUUGGAGGAUUAAAAGAGGGUCGCAUACACUCUCGGUAUAAGGGAGCACCCAGCAUCCCUGAUGAUUUCCCAGACUGCCCUGCUGGAAUGUUGUUUGCCAUAGAACAAGAAAAUAAUCUUCUGGAAAAAUACAAAAGACACCCGCCAGCAAAGAGGCCCAACUAUGUCAAACAUGGUACUUUGUCCCCUUUCCGAUGUCCUUGGGAACAGUUAACUCAAGAUUGGGAAUCAAGAAUUACAGCUCAGACAGAGUCUCCUAUUUCUCCUCAUUCAUCGGCAAAUGGCAAGAGUGAUUCUGGGAGAAAAAAGCUUUGUGUUGUGGAGAGUGAGCAGGAGCAAAAGCACGAGACUUUGAAGGACAAACCAGAAGAAGCAGCAGAGAUGAUGGACACCCAUUCUCCAGAUGCUGCAGUGACAGUAGACCUAAAAGAGACAGGUGUAUGUGGAAAUGAGUGUGGUGGAACCAGAGCCCCCUUCUGUGUUCUUAGGAGUAGAAAAUUAUUGAAGUGGUUAGCAGCCUGGUGUCUGCCUGUUGGUAGAAGAAAUCAAGCAGCCUUCCGAGCUUCCAGGAUGCAUCAGCCUGAGCUGACAAAGGCUACCUGCCUGUCCAUCUUACAUGAGUAUCCAAGAUUCCUGGUAUGGGUCAGCCUGUCUUUGCUCAAAAAGGGAAACCCAGAAUUGCAUACCAUGAUCUGUAUCCCAUCCAAAGAUGAUUUUCUGCAUCUAAAUGAAGAUCGGCUUUAUUGUGGCCCUCAAGAGUCCAGACACAAUGACCCAUUCAAAGCCAAGGCACGGAAACAAAAAGAGAAGAGGAAAACUGAGAAGCAGCAGAAACCAGAAGGAGGUGUGGCCCCAGGUCCGGCAGGAGAGCUGCACUGCACCAGAGCGUGUGCAGAGGGAGCUCCUGGUUUGUGGCCAGGUCCUCUCCCUGAUGUCACUGGCCAUUGCUCCCGGACCCUCCUUGGGUUUGUGACACAAGGAGACUUCUCACUGGCUGCUGGCUGUGGAGAAGCAUUGGGAUUUGUCAGUUUGACCGGCUUGCUGGAGAUGCUCUCAAGUCAGCCGGCAGACCAGAGGGGACUAGUUUUAUUGAGAACACCAGCAUCUCUGCAGUAUCGAUUUGCUAGGAUAAUUAUUGAUAUAUAAAUGUCAUUUUGUAUGACAGCAAGGUAUAAAUACUGCCAAAGAGAAUAUAGCAAGAAAAGCCUCACACUCUUAAGUUUUGCUUUUUGCCUUCCACUCUGUUACAUGAAAUUAUUUGAAAAAACAAGCUAAAAAUCUGUCAUAAUGUAUUAUGUGAAAGAAUGAAAUGCUAACUCAUCAUGUCAUAUGUUUACAUUAUUUACAUUACUCAGUGGUGUUGAUUUCCAUUCCUUUCCUUUUCCUUUAAAAUAUUUAAAUUCUGGCUUGUAUAACUACAGUUAUUAUUAGUAUUGUGAUUUCUUGUUCUGUAUUUUUUUGCUUAAAAAUUAUUGAAGAUUA
This is a messenger RNA of Sarcophilus harrisii (Tasmanian devil), 3582 nucleotides long. It is a transcript of the gene POP1, whose product is annotated as POP1 homolog, ribonuclease P/MRP subunit. Bases 172 to 3246 code for a protein of 1024 amino acids. Lineage: Eukaryota; Metazoa; Chordata; Mammalia; Dasyuromorphia; Dasyuridae. The record is from RefSeq and is a predicted model, not a curated record. Gene Ontology annotation, biological process: tRNA 5'-leader removal. The transcript is spliced from 17 exons. Gene Ontology annotation, cellular component: nucleolar ribonuclease P complex; ribonuclease MRP complex.